UUCCUGGCAGGGUUGGGUAUUAGGCAUGCCCAGGUGGCACCCUAUCAUCCUGCCAGCAAUGGCCGGGCUGAGCAAGCCGUCCGGUCUGUUAAGGAAGCUCUGGCCAGGUUUGGGCAGGGAGACUGGCAGGAUAAACUAACAAAAUAUCUUUUGGCACAGCACGCCACCCCAUGCCCAACUACAAAUCGCAACCCGGCCGAGCUUCUAAUGGGCCGGCACCUUUGGACCACCCUGGAUAGGUUGCACCCUAGCUAUGCCACUGAUAAACCACUGGACUCAUCCAGCCAAAUCAGAAAUUUCGGACUAGGGGACAGGGUGUAUGCCCAGAACUAUGGGGGGGGGAAAUCCCCUAUGGUUACCCGGACAAAUUGUUCAAGUAACAGGACCCUGUUCUUACAGGGUAGAGCUCGAUGCUGGGCAUACCUGGUGGCGCCACGUAGACCAACUUUGUGGACGUUCAUACACCAUCCCUGUAACACCUUGCAGUUCACCUCCCGGGAUCCCUGUGGGGCCGACCCAAGCACUACGCAGCCAGCUGAUGUCCACAACAUACUGUCCCAAUCAAUGCUUCUGACGCCCGGCUUACCUGCAGACCCUGUUCUUCAUCCAUUGGCUGACUCGCCUAGCUUGACUAGAUCACCAGCCCCAGUAGUUCCUGAGGGUCCAGAACAAGCGCCUCCUCCAUCAUUCGAGGCCCCAAAAUUACGCCGAUCCGGAAGGGUGCGCAGGCGCCCAGCGUAUUUUCAGGAAUACACAUGCACCAUCCAAGGAGGGAGGAGUGUGGCAUAUGUAGCCACACCUCUGCCCAGCAACACGGAAGUGUUGCCUAUUGGCUGUGAAGUGACAGCUCGGCAGGAGGGAGAAAUGAGUGCAUGUGAUUUGCCACCUGUUUGACAGCUGCUGUAUAAAUAGCAGCCCUGACAGAAAUUGUUGCCUUGUUCAUUCGUCCUACUGUAAUGGGUGUUUGCUGUUGUUAUGACCUGAGGCCUUGCCUAGUAAAGGGCAUUGUUAUUUAACACCGUCUCGCCUCUUCUCACCUCGCUUCAAACAAAGCAGUUGGGAAUCCAGAAGUGCUUGGUUUAAGCCACCGAAUCUCGCGUCCCAGGUGAACGGCCGAGACCAUUCCACCUCAGACGCUGCCUGGACGGACCGUUCGUCUUGCGCAUCCGGAAGCGAUGAGGCUGCUGUCGCAACGCAUGAUGCUGCCGCUGCUUUUCCUGGCGGCGGGGGGAUGGCCGCGGGUCUCCUGGUCGCUGGUCUGGUACACAGCCUGGGUGAGCACGGUGUACACCGAGCCGGGCACCAACCACACAGUGCGGGACAGCGCGGAAAGCGGGCGCUAUGGGAACAGCUCGCCCAAGGAGAGCGCACAGGGCCUACUGGGCAUCCCUUUUGGAGGAAUGGCCCACCACGUAGAGGGCUGUGACCCCAAGGGGGAAUACGAGAUCCCCAUGGUGCCCGGAAGCUCCUCGGGAGAAAAAGAAGCUGGAGCGCCCUUCUUGCCGCCUCAGUCCUGGAUCGCCUUAGUGGCCCACGGAGGCUGCCACUUGAAGGACAAAGUCGCCAACGCAGCUAGGAGGAAAGUGGCUGCUGUGGUCAUCUACAACAAGCCUCGGUUCGGCAACUCCACUCUUACCUCUGUGUCGUACCUCGGUACUGCUGAUACAAUUGUAAUUAUUGUUGGGUAUCCAAAAGGAAUGGAGAUCCUGGAGCCAGUCCUAAGAGGAAUUCCAGUGAAAAUUACUAUUAGUGUUGGUAAACAACAUGUACAAGAAUAAAUCAACGGACAGUCAGUUGUGUUUGUAGCAAUUGCAUUUAUCACAAUGAUGAUUAUAUCUUUAGCAUGGCUUAUAUUUUUUUAUGUACAACGUUUUCUCUAUACUGGAUCACAAUUUCGAAGCCAGGGUCAGAGAGAAGAAACUAUUGCUGCAAUUGCCCAGCUGCCACUGUAUACUCUGAAGGAUGAAGAUAAGUGUUGGGCUAUUGAUACAGAAAAUUGUGCUAUAUGCAUCGAAAACUAUAAAGCCAAAGAUACUGUUCGGCGUCUGCCUUGCAAACAUAUCUUCCAUAAACUGUGUAUUGAUCCCUAGUUGCUGGAACAGAGAAUAUGUCCAAUGUGUAAAUUAGAUAUCAUGAAAGCACUAGAAUAUUGGAAUAUUUCUAUGGAAGAAGAUAAUAACAAAACAAGUGGCUUAUCAGCAUCCUGUACUAGCUCAAUUGCAUUAAAUAAUGUUUUAAAAGAAAAUCCAUGUGAAACAACAAUUUUACUUGAACUGGAGAGUGGAGAUAAUGAACGUGAUCAUUUGUCUUCUGGAUCACUACAAAUUUAAUGAGAAUUUGAGAAACUUGAACUCAUAGUAAAAAAAAUGUUUUUCAAAAAUGUUUAUGGACUUGAAUCUAGCUUAAUAAAUACAUACUUCCUAACAUACUUCCUACUUCCUAGCAAGACUAAUGUCUUGCUUACAGAGCUUUUCUCUAUACAAGAUAAAAUACCGUAUUUUCCGGCGUAUAAGACGACUUUUUAACACAUGAAAAUCUUCUCAAAAGUCGGGGGUCGUCUUAUACGCCGGGUGUCGUUCUCCUGUAACCAGGCAGACCAGCCCAAAAGGCUCUGACGAGCCUUAAAUGGCUCUGGCGAUCCCAGCUCUGGCGAUCCCAGCUCUGACGAUCCCAACUGAGUUCCCUGCAACUCAGCUGGGAUGGCCAGAGCCAUGUAAAGGAUAAAAAGUUUUCCCCCUCCAGCUUGCUCACCUCAGCUGCUAGUCCCAACGCUUGCCUUGCUUCGCUUGCCUGAAUCUAUUCCAUCAGCAAUCAGCAAUCAAGCAAGCAGGGAGUUGUGGACUUCAACUCCCAGAAUUCCUCAGCCAGCAAAGCAAAGCUGGCUGAGGAAUUCUGGGAGUUGAAGUCUACAAGUCUUAAUGUUGCCAAGGUUAGA
This is a messenger RNA of Pantherophis guttatus, 2935 nucleotides long. Lineage: Eukaryota; Metazoa; Chordata; Lepidosauria; Squamata; Colubridae. The record is from RefSeq and is a predicted model, not a curated record.